Triplophysa rosa is the source of this 4719-nucleotide messenger RNA. It is a transcript of the gene marchf6, whose product is annotated as membrane-associated ring finger (C3HC4) 6. The transcript has 26 exons. The record is from RefSeq and is a predicted model, not a curated record. Lineage: Eukaryota; Metazoa; Chordata; Actinopteri; Cypriniformes; Nemacheilidae. Gene Ontology annotation, cellular component: endoplasmic reticulum membrane. The coding region runs from base 252 to 2984 and encodes 910 amino acids. Gene Ontology annotation, molecular function: zinc ion binding.
UGCACCUUCGCUUCGGAAGCAGCGGAUCCAGAGGCCACAAACAUGUUUAGUGCAGCGGCCGUGGUAGUCGACAAACAAGUUGCUUAAUCCUUGAGCACGAAGGUCCAGUCCAAAUUUAUGUGCCAUUCAUAGUCGGUUUCGCUUUCGUCAUGUUGUAUAUUAGGGUAGUUGUAUGUUAGCUGAUCGUGUGUUUUGUUCCGCGUUGUGUGUUAUGUGUUGACUGUAAAGAGGACAGUGCGUCACCGUACAAGAUGGACACUGCCGAAGAAGCUGAUAUAUGUAGGGUGUGUCGUUCAGAGGGAACUCAAGACAAACCGCUCUACCAUCCAUGUGUCUGUACUGGAAGUAUUAAGUUUAUCCAUCAGGAAUGCUUGGUGCAGUGGCUUAAACACAGCAGAAAAGAGUACUGUGAAUUAUGCAAGCACAGAUUUGCUUUUACGCCAAUUUACUCUCCAGACAUGCCUUCACGGCUCCCAGUGCAGGACAUUUUUGCAGGGUUGGUCACCAGCAUAGGCACAGCCAUCCGAUAUUGGUUUCAUUACACGCUUGUUGCCUUCGCGUGGCUGGGAGUUGUACCUUUAACAGCAUGUCGCAUCUAUAAAUGUCUGUUCACCGGUUCGGUGAGCUCCCUCCUGACCCUGCCGUUAGACAUGCUCUCCACAGAGAACCUGCUGGCCGACUGCCUGCAGGGCUGCUUUGUGGUGACCUGCACCCUCUGCGCCUUCAUCAGUCUGGUUUGGCUGCGGGAGCAGAUUGUUCAUGGUGGAGCCCCUUUAUGGUUGGAGCAGAACCAGCAGCAGCCUGCCAAUGCUGCCGGACCGCCCAAUGAGGCACCUGCUCCGGGUAAUGGAGGUGCUGAUAACCAGCCCAUGGCCGCUCCGGCCGAACCCCCAGUGGAGAACGCCGCAGCGGCCGAGGCUCCUGACAUUCCCCCUGAUCCGGCUGAGGAGAUGGAGCUGGAAAAUGAAGAUGAGGAAGAUGGAGGAGCCGAAGAUGUGGCAGACGGCAACAAUGGAGCACAGGAUGAUAUGAACUGGAAUGCCCUGGAGUGGGAUCGUGCAGCUGAGGAGCUCACAUGGGAACGGAUGCUUGGCCUUGAUGGGUCCCUGGUGUUCCUGGAGCAUGUCUUCUGGGUGGUCUCACUCAACACACUCUUCAUCCUGGUGUUUGCUUUCUGUCCCUACCACAUUGGCCACUUCUCAGUGGUUGGUCUUGGUUUCGAAGAAUAUGUUCGUGCCUCGCACUUUGAGGGACUCAUCACCACUAUUGUUGGAUACGUCCUGUUAGCCAUCACACUCAUCGUGUGCCAUGGAUUAGCAGCACUGGUGAGAUUUCAGAGAUCACGUCGCUUAUUAGGAGUUUGCUACAUUGUGGUGAAGGUGUCUCUUCUAGUGGUUGUGGAGAUCGGUGUGUUCCCGCUCAUCUGUGGCUGGUGGCUUGAUAUCUGCUCUCUGGAAAUGUUUGAUGCCUCAUUAAAAGACAGAGAGCUGAGUUUUGAAUCGGCCCCGGGGACCACCAUGUUCCUUCACUGGCUGGUGGGGAUGGUCUACGUCUUCUACUUCGCUUCCUUCAUUCUUCUUCUCCGAGAGGUUCUAAGGCCCGGAGUCUUGUGGUUUCUCAGAAACCUGAACGAUCCGGAUUUCAACCCAGUGCAGGAAAUGAUUCACCUCCCCAUAUACAGACACCUGAGACGAUUCAUACUUUCAGUGGUCGUGUUCGGCUCAAUCGUUCUUCUCAUGUUAUGGCUUCCUAUUCGAAUAAUCAAACAAGUUUUCCCAUCAUUUCUUCCCUACAAUGUGAUGCUUUACAGUGAUGCUCCAGUGAGUGAGUUAUCUCUGGAGUUGCUGCUGCUGCAGGUUGUUCUUCCUGCGCUUUUGGAGCAGGGUCACACGCGGCAGUGGCUCAAAGGUCUAGUGCGAGCCUGGACAGUAACCGCCGGCUAUCUGCUGGACUUGCAUUCUUAUUUGCUGGGAGACCAGGAGGAAAACGAAAACAAUGCCAACCAGCAGGCCAACAACAACCAGCAGGCCCGUAACAACGCCAUUCCUGUGGUGGGAGAAGGGCUGCAUGCUGCCCACCAGGCCAUACUGCAGCAGGGCGGCCCGGUGGGCUUUCAGCCCUAUCACCGUCCCAUGAAAUUUCCUCUGAGGAUCGUGUUGCUGAUUUUGUUCAUGUGCGUGACGCUGCUUUGGGCCAGCUUGGUGUGUCUUACAUUACCAGUGUUUACCGGCCGCUGGCUGAUGUCGUUCUGGACGGGCAGUGCUAAGAUCCAUGAGCUGUACACAGCGGCGUGUGGGCUGUAUGUGUGCUGGCUGUCCAUCAGAGCCAUUACGGUGAUGCUGGCCUGGAUGCCUCAGGGUCGUAGGGUCAUUCUGCUCAAGGUUCAAGAGUGGACCCUCAUGAUCCUGAAGACUCUGAUCGUGGCCGUGCUGUUGGCUGGAGUUAUUCCUCUGCUGUUGGGACUUCUGUUUGAGCUGGUGAUUGUAGCUCCUCUUAGAGUUCCUCUGGAUCAGACGCCUCUCUUCUACCCCUGGCAGGACUGGGCCUUAGGAGUGCUGCAUGCCAAAAUCAUUGCUGCCAUCACCCUCAUGGGUCCCCAGUGGUGGCUGAAGACCGUUAUCGAGCAGGUGUAUGCCAAUGGCAUCAGGAACAUUGACCUUCAUUUCAUCAUCAGGAAGCUGGCUGCCCCCGUGAUCGCCGUGCUGCUGCUUUCUCUCUGCAUCCCUUAUGUGAUCUCUGUAGGCAUCGUCCCUCUUCUUGGGGUCACUAUGGAGAUGCAGAAUCUGGUGCAGAGGAGAAUCUAUCCCUUCCUUCUGAUGGUGGUGGUGCUGAUGGGAAUCCUCUCGUUCCAAAUCCGACAAUUCAAGCGCCUUUAUGAGCACAUCAAGAACGACAAGUACCUUGUUGGACAGAGACUUGUAAACUACGAACGCAUAGCUGGCAAGCCCAGCACUACCACACACAGCAGUUCGGUGCAGGAAUAGAGAGCUUGGGAAUGAAUCGGACUCGCAGUUUUUUUGUGUGAGAAUGAGCAAGCAUGUCUCACGCGAAUGACUGAAUGGGCCUUCCUGUCCCGCUGUCUCUGCUUUUCCUGUGAUGUGUGCGUCCAUACACGUCACGUCCACUAAGACUUUACAAAACUGACCUUUGGCCUCUCUGACCCUGCCAGCAAAAAGGGGCGAAAGAGCCAUGUAUAUAAAUUGGAGGGCAAGAGUGAAACCCCUAAAGCAAGCAAGCUUGGAUUAAAUAAGAAUGUCUUGCUCUUUAAACAAAAAAGACUAAAUAUGUGUAUUAAUUUAUUAAAUCUAGUUGUUGCCUUCUUUGUGGAGUUUUGUUUGUGGUAAGACUCAACCCACAUUGUUCUUUUCAUCACCUUUGUGGAGAGGCCAGUCACACCACAGAGCCGAAAUGUCUCUUAAACACGUCUGGGUCAUAAUGGAGUUAGGCUGUGGUUAUAUUAGUACAGUUUUAUUUAUUAGUUUCAAUUUAUUUCAAUGGAAUAUGAUCGUGACAUUUUUGAAUGAGAGGAUCUCGCUUGAUUUAAUGCUAUCAGUAAUGUCUUACCAUGCCUAGUUUUAGGAAGGGUAGUGGUUAUACUUAUAAGGACACGCCCAUCCAUUUCCUGUCAUGUGGAAAGUGGGAAUUUCAUUUCGCUGACAGUUUGUGCAGGAAGCUUGCCGGACUGUUGCCGACCCAUCUCAAGAACAUACAAGUCAUAAGCACAGAGUCAGUAGCUAGCUGCUGAUGUUUUGUUUUAAGGUAGUUUUUAUGGCUCACAAUGAGCUUCAAAAGUCUACCUCUUUCUGCUAGUUCUGCAUUCAAAAUUCAAUUCCCUUCUGGUAGCUUAGAAGACCAUUUCGAGUGCUUGCGCAUCAGAUGUGAGCUAGCAUAUGUGUUUGCUAUUCAGGUUAUCAACUUGUUCGUUUGUCUCGUGCUCAGCAUGGCUAGCCACAUAUUCUCAAAGAUGUAACUCCAGCACGCACACAGGUUAACACUUUUUUUAUGUGUUUUAAGAGCAGCAAUAGUUUGGAAACCCUUCAGACCAAAAUGUUAAAUUAUUAAUCGUAUGCAAUUUCAUUAUAAUUGAUCAACCCGAUCGACUAAAACGUGAUUCAGGAUUUGCUGCCAUCUGUUUUGUGUGGGUAAGGAGGAGAUCCUCAGCAUUCUUGUAAAUAAUGUAAUUUUGAUUAUUCUGGGUCAUGUUUCGUAGCGGAGUACGUUUGCUCCAUUUCACAUCCGCUGCAUCUGUGACAAGUUCACGAUUUCCAAAGCGAUCGGUUGAAUUUGUCUGGGACAGCGUUAGAGAUAGUGUUAAACAUUGCUGAGAUUCUAUAAGUGACCUUAUAGUAUCUUAUAACACAGAAACUGGAUACUGUAUGCUUCUUGAUAGUUUAAGCUCUUCGGAAAAGUUUAAGCUCCUCGGAAAAGGAAAUGUUCUAUUUUUAUAUGUGCAACUAGUGACACCGUUCUCAUCAUGUUUGAUCAUUGCCAUUGGUUUGAUUUUUUCUCUGAAGUUUAAGUUCAGCUUCAAUCCAGGUAAAGGUUUACUUAGCCUUUUCUUUUCAUAGCAUGUUUGUGUGAGAAGUAUUCAGUAUUCUGAAUGUUUUAAAACCUCCUGGGAGGCUCUCGCUGUAACAAUACAUCCUCAUACUGGCAGACAAUUUUUUGUUUGUUUGUUGAAGACUUUUUAUUACAGAUAUUAAAUCACAAACUGUGGUA